This is a messenger RNA of Aspergillus aculeatinus CBS 121060, 711 nucleotides long. RefSeq lists its product as uncharacterized. Lineage: Eukaryota; Fungi; Ascomycota; Eurotiomycetes; Eurotiales; Aspergillaceae. The record is from RefSeq and is a predicted model, not a curated record. The transcript has a single exon. Bases 1 to 711 code for a protein of 236 amino acids.
AUGUCGCUUCACGAUAUCCCCGAGUUCCUCCUCCUCUGCCGCGAGGACGAGUCGGUGACCGCCUUCGAGGAGGCGCUGGCGCGACAAUGGCCCGCCCACGCGACGGAGCCGAAAGUCCAGUUUCGCAUUGUGAGGCAAUCGCUGCGUGACGUGCCCGCCACUACCCCCUUCGACCUGAUCGUCUCCCCCGCCAACUCCUACGGCCUCCUCGACGGGGCCUUCGACGAUGCCAUCACCCGCAAAUUCUGCCUCCCCGACCAUCCCUACGAGACCCUGACGCGAGCGGCGCAGCGGGUCCUCUACGAGCGCUGGCGCGGCUUUGUGCCCCCCGGAACGUGCACGCUGGUGCCCUUUCCCGAGCCCUUGACCCCCAACGAGUGGGGGUGUCGGUGGGUGGCCCUCUGUCCGACGAUGCGCAUGCCAGACCGUGUGAGUUGGGAUCGCGAGGUGGUGUACGAGUGUAUCUGGAGUCUGCUGGGACAGCUAGAAGGGUGGAAUCGGGGGCGUGCGACCGAUCGCAUUGAGCGGAUCCUGAUCCCUCCGCUGGCCACCGGGGUGGGCAGGGUCAGUCCGCAGCGCUGGGCGGCCCAGAUGGUACUGGCGGUAAGACAUUUUGUGGAUGCGCUGGAGCGACCGGCGCACUGGAGCAAGAUGAACUGGCUGGAUGCGGCGGAUCAUCAUCGUGAUAUCCUCCCCACGUGGAAUAUGUGA